Molecule: messenger RNA, 1771 nt
Organism: Fopius arisanus
Lineage: Eukaryota; Metazoa; Arthropoda; Insecta; Hymenoptera; Braconidae
Gene: Galphai
Product: G protein alpha i subunit
Exons: 3
Coding region: 391-1461 (356 amino acids)
Biological process (GO): adenylate cyclase-modulating G protein-coupled receptor signaling pathway
Cellular component (GO): heterotrimeric G-protein complex
Molecular function (GO): GTP binding; G-protein beta/gamma-subunit complex binding; GTPase activity
Source: RefSeq, a predicted model, not a curated record
GAAAACCGCAGGCGAUGGAGAAUCGUCUUGCGUCGGCGCCGAUUCAAUAGUUAAAAACCAGUUAAAAAUCGCGAAUGCAUUGUUGUCUUGCGCAUCUCGAAGUGAAGAAUCAUUUGAAUUUCGUGCCCCUUCGAGUGGAUUAUUAAUCAUUGGAUCGAUCUUGGCAUCGGUUUUGUGGAUGAUUCUUGUUUGUGGUGGGUGAACGGUCGACAGACCGUCGCGUCGUUUCAGGAAAAAAGAAGGAGAAGCCGUCGGGCGGUUCCCCUCGUGCGGUGCAACAAGUGUCAGACUGAAAAUUCAUCUCAAUAUUUCUAAUUGGUCGAUUAAUUGGAUCAUCAAUUCCCCAUCGAGGGGGUGACGGGGGUGGUUUUUUUAAAAUUCCGGUGAGACAUGGGGUGUGCUGUGAGUAACACCGGUGAAAAGGCCGCUGCCGAGAGGUCGAAAAAAAUCGACAAGGACCUCAGGGCCGAUGGAGAACGGGCAGCAAGUCAAGUCAAACUUUUACUCCUCGGGGCUGGAGAGUCUGGCAAAUCGACGAUAGUCAAGCAAAUGAAAAUUAUUCACGAGACUGGAUACAGCAGAGAGGAGUGUGAACAGUAUAAACCAGUUGUUUACAGUAAUACCAUUCAGAGUUUAAUGGCUAUUAUCAGAGCUAUGGGACAGCUGAGAAUUGAUUUUGCUGAUCCAAAUAAAGCGGAAAUAGCUCGACAGUUUUUUACCCUAGCAUCCGCGGCUGAGGAGGGAGAAUUAACUGGUGAACUAGUAUUAUUAAUGAAAAGAUUAUGGCAAGAUGCUGGUGUUCAGCUUUGUUUCACACGCAGCAGAGAAUAUCAGCUCAACGAUUCGGCAGCGUAUUAUCUAAACGCACUCGAUCGUAUAUCCCAGCCAAAUUAUAUUCCAACACAGCAGGAUGUACUCAGAACGAGGGUCAAAACAACUGGAAUUGUCGAGACUUAUUUUUCGUUUAAAGGAUUGCACUUCAAAAUGUUUGACGUUGGUGGACAGAGAUCAGAGAGAAAAAAAUGGAUUCAUUGUUUUGAGGGAGUAACAGCCAUAAUCUUUUGUGUAGCCUUGAGUGGUUAUGACCUAGUUCUCGCUGAGGAUGAGGAGAUGAAUCGAAUGAUCGAGUCAAUGAAGCUAUUCGACUCAAUCUGCAACAGCAAGUGGUUCGUCGAGACAUCGAUAAUUCUAUUUCUAAAUAAGAAAGAUCUGUUCGAGGAGAAAAUAGCAAGGAGUCCCCUCACCAUAUGUUUCUCUGAAUACAAGGGUAGCAAUGCGUUCGAGGAGUGCGCUGGUUACAUUCAGAUGAAAUUCGAAAAUCUCAACAAGAGAAAGGAUCAGAAACAGAUCUACACGCACUUCACCUGCGCCACUGACACCUCUAAUAUUCAAUUCGUAUUUGAUGCUGUGACUGAUGUUAUUAUUAAAAAUAAUCUGAGCAACUGUGGGCUGCUAAGCUGAAUCUGUGGAUUAAUUGUUUGCGUUGAUUAAUCGUCAUGUUUCCCUCGAAGAAAAAAAAACGAUAAUAUUCAUUGGAGAUUGAGAAGUAAACGCUCGGAGAUUUAUUAAUUCUGUGAGAAAAGUUCCAGUAGUUCGGAAAUUCAGUCAUCGUGGCUUUUCGAUUAGAUGGUAUUAUUUAUGACGUCUCAUAUUUUGUAUUUAGAGUUAUCAAUCAUUUAAUAUUAGUGACGUGGGUCCAUCUCUGUAUAUAACAACAAGAUUAUUUUUUCAUGAAUAUAUCUAAGAACAAGGGCAAUAAUCGUGUGUUUAA